UCGAGUUUCGAUUAAAAUGAAUCGGUACUAGUACUCUAGCAAUGCUGCGAUAGUACAUAUAUCCCGUACAACUGAGAGAAAAACACUCAUGGAGUGCAUCUCUUCGUAUUUCACAUGAAAAGAAGAAAAAGUGCUAAAAUGUCUGAUGCUUCUGCAAAUAUAUAUAAAUCAAAACAAAAGCACUCGCGAUGUGCAUUGGAUUUCGGCCUCCUUCCCUCUUCAACGUAGCAAUGUUGAUACAGCUAGAUUCUGUUAUGGGUGAAUUCAAGGAAAUACCAGACCCCGAUCUUCUGUUUUCAUCAGAAGAUGAGAAGACGUUCAGUUUGGAGUCGGACCUACCCUCCCUGCCAGUGCCGGAUCUCCAUCAUACAUUACAGAGAUACCUGGACUCAGUGAAACCACAUGUCUCGGAUGAAGAAUAUCGACAAACAGAAUUCAUUGUCCAACAGUUUGCUUCCGGAGUAGGAAAGAAGCUUCAUGAAAAACUACUGGAGAAGGCUAGGAAUGAGAGAAACUGGUUAGAGAGAUGGUGGGAAGAGAAGGGAUACUUGGAAUUGGGAAUCCCCUUGGCCCCUUUUAUGAAUUUGGUGGGUAUUGGCCCCUAUAGUAAACACUACUGGAUGCCAAAGAGUGGGUCACAGCUGGAAAGGGCCGGGAUUGUGCUGCACUAUUCUACCAGAUUUUGGCAGCUCAUACGAAGAGAGAAACUGAAAGUGGAAGUAGACAAUCUUGGCAGAAAACUUUGUAUGAACCAGAUGAGAAAAGCUUACUCCACAUGCCGAGUGCCAGGUGUCUUCAGAGAUCAACUUAUCGCCCACUUCAAAACAGAAUCUGAGGGUCCGACACCAGUACAUGCUGUUGUAUUAUAUAAGGGACGGUUCUUCUCUAUGGACAUGGUGGACGAAAACGAGGAACCUCUGAGAGCCCCGGAGAUUCAGCACCAGCUGACACGGAUAAAGGACCAGUGUGAUACAGAGCCCCAGGGGCCAGGGCUCGGGGCCCUCACAGGCGAAACCAGAAAGAAAUGGGCAGAGAUGAGAAGUAGAUUGUGUGCUUUGCAUCCUGAAAACUUCCACAAUCUAAAGACAAUAGAGACCAGUUUGUAUGUCGUUUGUUUGGACGACUAUGAACCAAAAGAUUAUUCAGAGAUGUUUACUUAUUCCGGAGGAGGCAGAAAUGCUAGGGACCGUUGGUUUGACAAAGGCGUCAGCCACAUAUUCUACAAAAAUGGACUUUUUGCAUGCAACUGUGAUCAUGGUCCUUUUGAUGGAAUGGUAAUGGUCUCUGGCACCUACUACAUCGAUCUCAAUGUUCAAAGGUCAAAGGGUAAAUGGCAAGGUUCCAUGGAAGUGAGAGACCUCCCUAAACCAAAAGAAUUAAAGUUUCAUGUGGAUAGUGUGAUAUUGGAGGCAAUCUUAGCAGCUGAAAAAUUCUUUUUAGCUAAUGCCAGUAAUCUAUCAUGUACCUCCUUUGUGUAUGCAAAAUAUGGCAGGAAAAAAUUACGAAAAUACAAACUUCAUCCAGAUACACAUAUACAGCUAGCCCUGCAGUAUGCUUACUAUAAAACGCACAACAAACCAGCCCCUGUGUAUGAAACGGCUACAACCAGAAGAUUUUACCAUGCCCGGACCGAGACUCUGAGGUCCUGUACAGUUGAGGCCGUAGAAUUCUGUAAAGCUAUGUGUGACCGCAGUGCAUCAGUUAGCGAUCAGAAAUUUGCAUACCUCAAGGCUGCAGGAAAACACAACAAACUGAUGACAGAAGCCAAGGAAUUAAAAGGGUGCGACAGACAUUUGCUUGGGCUGGCGGUAUUAGCUGAGGAACUUGGAAUGCCAAAGCCUCUUCUGUUCCAAGAUAAAUCAUUUACUAAAAGUGGAGGGGGUGGUAACUUCGAGUUGUCCACCAGCUUUGUGGGGUAUACCUCAGUGUUUGGGGGCGUGGCAGCGAUGACGAGUGACGGAUACGGCUGUUUCUAUCAUAUGGAACAAAACUAUAUUGAGAUGGUGGUGACAACAUGGAAGACCAGUAAAAUAGCCAGCUCAGAUAAGUUUGCUGAGGAAGUAAAGAGGUGUUUGGAUCACGUGGAGGAAGUGGUCCUGUCCGACACAUCAAUGGCUGCUAAACUGUGACAAGCAACUGAACAUAGCUGGUCGUCUAGGAAAUGUCCAGCAGAUGAAUAUAUAUAUUCACCAAUUACAUGAUUUUUACUUGAUAAAGAAGUAAUUAUGGUCCAAAUUUGACAUAACUUUGAAUAUUAAAGUGAUAGAGACUGAAUCCGGUGACAAUGAAGAUAUUUUGUUUUUAUUCCUAUAUAUGCACUCAAUGCAAUAUUCAUUAUAGAAAUUUAAUUGUGAUAUACUAUGUACAGUGUAUGUGGAUUUCAUUUUAUUCAUGUUUCACUUAAUUAUACGCACAUCUUUAGACGGGAGAUAUUAUGGUACAGCGACGUCUGUAUGUCCGUCCUUCCAUCUGCUUCUAUUUCUAUUUUCAUUUCUCUGUCAUAAAUCAAACUGAAACUUACUUGCUAUGUAGCUUCUUUGUGGGUCACUCUAGAUCAUGUUGCAGUUUUGAUUCAUUUCGACCUCUCUUGCAGGAGUUUUGCCCCUUUAUUUGAAAAUUAAUGUUAUAUGGAGGGUACAUAAUUUGUCUGCCUAACUCCUCCUACAAUUUUCAAGUGAGGACCGUUUUGUUUUACAGCAUGUUUGUAUGGGCAUUGAAGAUGUACAUGUGGCAAGGAUUUUGAUUUUCUUCAAUUUUUGAGAUAAUUACAGGUUGUUGAACUUAGUCCAUUUUGAGGAAAUAUUAUAUUAGAUAAAGGACAUUGUUUUUACUUAUAAUUUUUCUCACAGUUUUGAAGUUAAGGUGCUUGUAAUUAUCUUGAUGAUAUGUAUAGUGCAAAGAUUUUGAUUUGAUCUAAACAAUUUUUCUUUGAAGUUUAAAAUAUUUACAGAUAGUUGGGGAUAUGUUUUACACACAGAACUCGUGGUUUGUCUAUUUACCUCCUGUCACAGUUUUUAAGCUAGAUCUUUUAUUCAUAUGAUACAAAGAAAGUAUGUCACAGCCUGAGGAUGGCUGAUACUACCUGAAGCAAAGUUCUACAAAUUAUGGCUUAAGAAAAACACCCUGUAUAAGCAUUACUGGGGCGUAUUAUGCACCGUUUUCGAUACUCGUUUACAUUGUAAUGGCUAUAUACAUGUACAUGUAGUGGGUUUUUCAAUUGUAAUAUCAAUGCAACACUUUGAAUUUUAUUUUUGUUUUAUAUUAUAUAAUAUUUACAUUUCCCAUGAUUUUGUCUUUGAUAUUUUUACCAAUUGAAAUGGGAGUAAUUUUCUCAUGAAUGUUAACAACAUGUGUAUGAAUCUUCAUAUUAGAUAAUGACUGGGAAUAUUCCAAUAAAAAUGAAUAGAAAAUGUAA
Messenger RNA from Ostrea edulis (European flat oyster), 3415 nucleotides. Its product is annotated as peroxisomal carnitine O-octanoyltransferase-like. Gene Ontology annotation, molecular function: carnitine O-octanoyltransferase activity. The transcript is spliced from 16 exons. NCBI's taxonomy places the organism in Eukaryota, Metazoa, Mollusca, Bivalvia, Ostreida, Ostreidae. The record is from RefSeq and is a predicted model, not a curated record. The coding region runs from base 189 to 2129 and encodes 646 amino acids. Gene Ontology annotation, cellular component: peroxisome.